AUAUAUUCAAUCUAUUCAAUUGCAUUACACAAGAAGAAGAAAAGAAACUCUGUUUUAUCUUUGUUCAACAUAAUGACUUCAGAGCAAAAGAGAAGACAGAACCAGACUGACGAAAGAUCCAUCCAUGUCGAGAAAGACAGAGUUCCCAAAAUGGCUAGCCAUUUCGAGUCCCUCGCCGACAAAUCCUCCGAAACUGCUCACGAUAUUCAUCCCGCUGCUUUCAGCGUAACGGAAACGGUAGUUACAACGCAACCUGAAGACGCCGGAAAAGACGCCGGAAAAGAAAGGGAAGUUCGCCCCGGCCAUGCACAGCACAAAGACAGAGCAGCUCACAACGCCGCUCAGCCGGUAAAAGUUGGAGGGCUGGAGUUCUCAAGCGGUGGGCAGAACAUAACGGAGAAAGAUCACCAGCAAUUUUCUGCUUCUCAUCAUCAACCCUUUGAAGAGAAGCCGGUUGGGGUGAAGUUUUACGCCGGCGGUCGCGAUCAAGGAGGAGAGACCAACAAAAACAGGGGAAGUCUGGAGGAGAUAGGCAAGUCCAGACAAACGGCUCAACAGAACUCCAUAGAUGCUCUUCGAAUAGCUCAGGAGAAGUACGAGAAGGCCAAAGAAUCGGCAACCCAUGUUGUUGGUUCCGCGGGAGAAUUGGCCGGGAAGGCUAAAAACACCGCUCUUCAGAAGGGCCAGGAAGCCUUCGAGAUGACCAAAGAUUAUACCGUUCCCAGAACAGAGCAGGCAAGAGAGACACUAACAAAAGCCGGAGACGUGGCGAAGGAUUACACUCUGCAGGCGAAAGACCGUGGGGCGGAAAUGGGCAAGAACGCCUCGAGCUUUACAGGGCAGAAAGCGGCGGCAGCGAAAGACACCACGGUGGAAACCGGGAAAGUGGCGGCGCAGUAUGCUGGGAAAGUGGCGGAAACCGUGAAGGACAAGGCGACGGUGGUGGGUUGGGAGGCUGCGCGAUUCACUGCUGAAAGGGCUGCAGAUGCCACCAACCUUGCAGCCGGAGUGGCAGUGACCGUGGCCGGAUAUGCCGGACAAACGGCUGUAGCCGCCAAGGACGUGGUAGCAGGGGCCGGAAAGAGUGCGGCGGGGUACGCCGGGGAUAAAUUGGCAGCUGCGAAGGAUUAUGUAGUGUCUGCUGAAGAAAGUGCAGCCCAGUAUGCAGCUAGGAAGAAAGAAGAAGCUCAGAGGGAAGCACAAGCAAAAGCAGCCCAGAGAAAAGCAGCUAAACCCGAUCAAAAAUCAACAGAUUCAAAGGGAGGAAGCGGAGGGGGAAGCAAAUUCAGCGGCAGCGAAACUAAGCAAGAAAGAGGGAGUGCGGGAGAAACAGGCACCAGGAGAAGGGAACCGGUGGGGAGGGAAAAGGAGGAGCAUGACGGAGGAAAAGGAAGCGGAGGCGGCGGAGGGGUUCUCCAAGCGAUCGGCGAAACUAUAGUCGAAAUCGGGCAGACUACGAAAGAGCUGGUUAUUGGGAGUCCUGACCAGCCGCGGUCUUUAGGUCCUGAGGAAUAAAUCCAAGCAAUAUGCACUUUUGUGCUCAGUGUGUGUGUGUGUGUGUUAAUUUAGUAACAAUAAGGGAUGAACAUGGAUGGGAGUUUUAUUGUGUAUGAAAAAUGUGUUAAAUGAUUUGUGCUCUUUUCCCCACUGAUAGAAGGGUGACAAUUCAAAAAUAACCUUGCUAAACUAUCCCUGCAUUGCUUCAUUAUAAG
This is a messenger RNA of Cuscuta europaea, 1712 nucleotides long. The record is from the annotation of a GenBank genome assembly. Lineage: Eukaryota; Viridiplantae; Streptophyta; Magnoliopsida; Solanales; Convolvulaceae.